Molecule: messenger RNA, 2232 nt
Organism: Mesorhabditis spiculigera
Lineage: Eukaryota; Metazoa; Nematoda; Chromadorea; Rhabditida; Rhabditidae
Source: the annotation of a GenBank genome assembly
AUGUGCUCGAGCCCCCGGUCGGAUAAAGUUGAUUCUCCCGACACCGGGAUUGCCAUGGGGGAAUACCCUGGUCAUUCCCCGGAUCAAUCUGGAUCUCCGAGUGACACUCACGACGAGACCCCGACCUCCUUGGCGUCGCCGGCAGACUCGAAUGGCGAUGAAAAGAGCCCAAAACUCGAGCCAAAAGAUGAACACCUCGAUGAUGACGAGAAAAUGACCGAUGAGCAAAGGAUGCAGCAACAGCUCCUCUCCAGCCUCCCCGGCCUCCAGAUGUUCAACGCCAUGAAGGAGAUGAAGACCGACGACAAGCCCCAAACCCCCACCCAAAUGUUCCCCAACAUGGCCGCCCAGCUCAGCCAGCAGAUGCCGAACCCGUUCGCCAACUUCCAGCAGCUGCAGCAGUUCAUCAACCAGGGGAACAAUCCUCUGCAAGCUUUUGCUGCAAACUUCCCGAAUCUGCCCAACCUUCCCCCAAUCGCGAGCUCCUCCUUCGCCCCGGCCCCGGUUCAGCAACAACCCGUUUUUACCAACUCCGGUGCAACAAACCCAGACGGAACCCCGGCCCCGCAGAAGCGGAAACGACAGAGGAGAAACCCAGUCUGGCCCUACUUUGAUGUAAUCGACGGGACGGCGCGGUGCAAGCAGUGCCUAUACUCGACGAAAAGCGUGUUUUCGACAAAUUUGAAGGUGCAUCUGCGCAGUCAUCAUCGGGCCGACUACGACAAAGUGAUUGAGGCCGAGGAUGCGUUGAAUUUGAACGCGUUGCUGUUGUCGGGGAAUACAGGUCGAGGCCAAAAACGACAGCUCCCUCCCAUGACAACCUCCAUCCUGCAGACCAUCAAUAAAUUGGCGAACCAAAGCGUCGGCGGCGAUGAUUCGAACCCUCUGAACAACGUCCUCCGGCAAACCCUCGCCGCCGGAAAUCUCCAACAACAAAUGCAACAAGCCGCCAAGAACCUACCGCUCAACUUCAUGAACGGGAGCCCGCUCCAGAAUAACAUCAUGGGACGCCAGUUGGCUGAAGCUUUGGCUUCCGCUCAGCAGGCUCAGGCUCAAACCCAGAAACCGUCCACCCCGGUGAGCCAUGCUCAAUCACCGGCCCCGACGACGCCGAUUACAGCCGCCUCAACCCCUCUCUCCUUCCCUCCAACUCCAAGUACACCAUCCACUCCUGCUCCCUCAUCUGCGCCUGUUAUCGCCGAGCAGUUUUUCAAGCAGUUCAAUAUUAACUUCCCGGGCAAUUUUGCUAUGGGCCAAUCUCCAGUUGAAGCUCCUCAACCAAAACGGCGUAGACUACGGCGCCAUCCGGUCUGGAUGUUUUUCACCGAUUUGGAAGACAGGAUGGUCGGCUGCAUCAGUUGCACAUUCCGCACCGGCUCUGCCUUCUCCACAAAUUUAAAAAUGCAUCUGAAGGCCCACCACAAGGAGGACUAUCAAAAGGUUAUGAAGCUGGAAGACGAGAUGCGAAUCGAAGAGGGCAUUCUCCACCCCAAUAAGAUCAAAAGCGAGCUGAUUGACUUCAUCCGGGGCGGGGGAAACGCCUCCCAAAUCAUUCCCGGAGCUCAACAGCAGCCCUGCUCCCCAACGGCUCCUAGACCCUCAGCCCUGGUGCAGCAGUUCAUCUCCCAGACGUUAUCAGCCCCAAAUCGCUCCGACCCUGAUUACCAUCAACACCAGCAGCAAAACGGAGCAACGGCUGAUAUUGUGACUGGUUGUGCUCUUGAUGAAGCGACGCUCGCAAAGCUUGGAAUGGGUCCUAUCAAUGCUGGGCUCCAGAAAGAAGAAUCUCAAUACAGUGAAGCUGGUGAUGCUGUAGCUUCUGACCUCCUCUCGCGCCUUGGCCUUCUACAGCCCCAAAAGGAAGAACGGACAGCUAUGGAUGAGCUCCGAAAAGCGGCUGAGAGAUUGGCGACCGCGAAUGGAAAUUCGAGAUCCGUUUGCAACCUGGCUGAUGUUAGGAACGUUUUGAAAGACGUUUCCGAUAACAAGACCUCUUCCUCGGCUUCAUCGGAGGGUGAAGAUAUCGUGAAAGGUCGGAGGGAUCGAGCACUGGCCCGGCUCGUUACGCAAUAUAACUUUUUGCAUGGGAACCAGUUGUUUAAGGAAUUCAUCCGAACACUCGCCCCAGAAUACGAAUUCCCCGACCUUGACCGACUUCACGGACUCCACGAGGGCUCUCAAAGCCCGCAAGGAGAAGCCCAAAUUGCUGUCCAUAUGCCUGCUCUAUUACAA